Messenger RNA from Tigriopus californicus, 817 nucleotides. Its product is annotated as tumor suppressor candidate 2-like. Lineage: Eukaryota; Metazoa; Arthropoda; Copepoda; Harpacticoida; Harpacticidae. The transcript is spliced from 2 exons. Gene Ontology annotation, cellular component: mitochondrion. Bases 173 to 502 code for a protein of 109 amino acids. Gene Ontology annotation, biological process: regulation of mitochondrial membrane potential. The record is from RefSeq and is a predicted model, not a curated record.
UCAUAACAAAGCCUUCAGCUGGAUAGGUCUUUGAUUUGCUUGGUCUUCUUAUUCGUCUUGCGAGCUGAGUGCAAGUGUCGAUCCAGGCUGACGUUCACUAGGAGUUGGACUCUUCGCUUUAUCUUUCAUUUCUCAUCUUGCUGGUCCUCCAUGACCAGGAAACACCUUUGCCAUGGGCCAAACGGGUUCUCGUGUUGUAGGGAAACUUGCCAAUUCCUUCAGCUUCAAUGGAACAUCGGAGACUAAUGGCCUGGAUGGAACCACGCUCUCCAUUCCAAAGUUCCGUGGAGGCACACCAUUGGUCUAUACAAGAAGAGGUUCCAUGUAUUUUGAUGAGGAUGGGGACUUAGCCCACGAGUUUUAUGAAGAAAUCCCGUCUCGACGAGGCAUACCCGCGAGGAUGCGAAAGAUCACCAAAAAGCAUUUGAGGCCGCAGGGCGAGGUCAAGUACUCAAAUCCGAGGCUUCACGUGGACUUCCCCAUCAUACUCUAUCAGGGAUGAUAACGCUACGGACCUCCUUGUGUAGUGGAGAGCCAUGUCUGUGAACUUUUGUUGUGAUACUCUGUACAGUGGGGGAGGAGGACACAUGGUACAAAGCCUGAUCCAAUGCCCACUAGUCCCUCUUAUCCCCCUUCCAUGAACAUGAAGAUUAAAACAACAAUGACCAUUGGUCGCCCAAGGUAUCAGGUCUAUUUAUUCUCUUCGGAUUGGGGAUCACCUUGGAGUCUGGAUCCACCCACUCCAUUCCAACGAAUCGAAUCUUAAGCUAUGUUCCACAUAAAUCUUGUUCUUCAAUAAAAACAGAUGCCAAAACUA